GGUGGGGUUCUGGCGGUGACAGGCAGCACCUCAAUGGAGACGGGGAAUGACUUCAGACCUGGGUGGAUUACACGGCCUGGCGAGCAGGACCUUGUGAUUAGCUCCACCAGCGCAACACACUAUACCGAUGUUGUUGGCGGGGCAGUUGUAGCAAAGAAUGGAAUUUGCUUCGCUUAGCUCCAAAAACGGUUGGCCGAUUGUCUCGGAUCUAUCCGAACCUCGGAGACGACAUCGUCGUCUGGAACUCAGUGCCUUCCGGGAAGCGAGACGACAACAUACCACGGAUCCGGCAGCGACAAGCUCCAACCAUGUUCGGUUUCGCCUCAAAAGGAAGCUCAGAUUAAUCCGAACUGGGAAGCCAGUACCCUUGAGAGAACAGCGGUCUGCGGAACUCGAACGGGUGGUCCAGGUUUCCAAAAACCUUGAUGGCGAAAUUCGGAUUCAUCCGAACCAGGACGACGUGUCCGCCAUGAUAGACGACCGGUGUCAGGACGUCGUAAUGCUGUGCAUGGAAGUCCACAAGGAGCUGCAGGCAGACUGUCCGACUGAGGGUGAGUUAGCGACAAGUUUCAAUGUCGAGCCCCGCACACUCGGAGCCGAAUGCCUAGUGACGGUACGCGCUAAGUUAGCAGUCUUAAGCGACUCUCCGGUGAAAGCGGACACGUCGUCGCCGUUGGAAACUGCGGGGGCUCGGAUGAAUCCGAACCAGGGCCCUGUGAGCAUGUCCCUCCCUGAUGCAGGUUUGGAGACGACCAUAAUUCGGAUUCAUCCGAGGCACACGGACGAAGGGCUUGAUGGUUGUCGACUUCUGACGACUUUGGACAAGGACGAUUCCGCCGACGACCGGAUUGAUCCGACACUCGGCGACGUCGGGAUGGAGCAACCAGUUCAGCCAGCAUACGACGACCCCUUGUACUCCGGCCUUCAAGACGAGGCGAUGGUAGAGGAGGUUCUGAAGAAGUCCUCUGACGCUGUUGGAGAUAGAUUUCUCUAUUUGAGUGAUGACGAUAAAGACACAGCGCAAGACGACAAGUAUUUAAGGGGGGAAGAGGUGUUGUUGGACAUCCAUGGGACCUUGAGCACAACACAAUGCGACACAGUGGCGACGGAGGAAACCCAACCUGUCGAUGUUGUGGAUGUCGACGCUCUUUGUCCGGAGAUGGACAUACUAAAAUUGCCCAUCGCGGACGUGGAGGAUUUCCGCCAUCGGGAUGGGGAUGAAUUCAUGCCGUCUCCGGUCAUCAACGCCGACAUCUCGAACCUGUCAAGUUUCCCUGUGAGUUUGGAGCACGUCGUCGCCGCGUCGACGCGCACGGGGGCGCCAAUCAUGUUGGGACUGCCAUCGGUGGGCUCUACUGACGUUGAAGCUAAGCCUGGGUUUCCUCGAGAUGGAAGAGAAGUCCUUGAAGACGUUAUCUGCUCCCGGUUGCCGCUCACUAUCAUCGUCUCGCGUUUGCCGUCGCACAAUUUACAGGUUUCCGUCAAGGACAUCGUCGCACUCGUGGAUGGAUCCGGGGAGCUCAACGAUGAGGUCGUCAAUUUCUACAUGGCGAUGCUACUGGACGACUGCGGACGGACUGCUGCUACCAAGAAGACGUACACCUUUAACUCUUUCUUCGCCUCUACACUGCUUCUGCAAGGUCCGGCAUCUGUUUGCAGAUGGGCUAAAGAUGUGGACCUCCUGUCUCAUGACCUCGUCUUGGCACCAGUGCACAAGGACGGCGAACAUUGAAGCCUUUUGGCCAUUGACUUCUCUAGACAUGUUUUGGAAAUCUAUGAUUCUUUCUCGUGUUCGUCAUCUUAAGAUGACUUCUACUUAGCACUUUUAGAUAAAAUCUGUUAAAUUUU
Molecule: messenger RNA, 1848 nt
Organism: Chara braunii
Lineage: Eukaryota; Viridiplantae; Streptophyta; Charophyceae; Charales; Characeae
Source: the annotation of a GenBank genome assembly